Molecule: messenger RNA, 1628 nt
Organism: Spinacia oleracea (spinach)
Lineage: Eukaryota; Viridiplantae; Streptophyta; Magnoliopsida; Caryophyllales; Amaranthaceae
Exons: 2
Coding region: 64-366 (100 amino acids)
Source: RefSeq, a predicted model, not a curated record
UAGAAAGUCUUAGAGAGAGAAAGAAAGCAAAAAUCAACUUGAACUCUUGUUAACCCUAGAGAAAUGGAGGAGGAGACGCCGUCUCCAUCUCCAACUCAGGAUGAAGAAAUGCAUGAGAUCAUACACAAUUCAUCAACUAAGGAAAUAGAACAAAGGGAAGACGAGGAAAUCAACAGAAAUCAACGUCAUAUUGAUAAUAUGGCAACAAUUUCUAACAAGGGUAAGAAUACAGACAACAAGAUAGAUCAUUCAGCCAAUAAGAAGCAUUGGAUCCCUCCUAAAGAGGGUUUUAUGAAGCUGAACAUCGAUGGAGCUUGGAAAUCAGGAAAUGUGGCAGGAGGAGGGGGUGUCUUUCGAAGGCACUAGAUCUUGGUUUGUGGGUUUCUCAACCAAAUUUAAUGUUCAUUCUCCACUUGCUUCUGAGCUGUAUGCACUUAGAGAAGGUCUUAAGAUUGCAAAAAAUUAUGAUCGAUAAGUUAGAAGUGGAAACAGAUGCUUUAAAUCUUAAACUACUCCUGGAUAAGGUGAAGGAUCAUCCUCAUCAAGAGCUUGGUCCUGUCCUUAGGGAGGUGGCUCAGUUGUUGGGGGAGAAUUGGAUAAUCAGUUUCUCUCAUAUUCCUAAGACCCAUAACAGGGUGGCUCAUUCCUUGGCAGCUCAUUCUUUGAUAAUGAUGGUGGGGCAUAAGCUUCACUACAUCAUUCCAUCUUGUGCAAAGGAGGAUUAUGAAGGUCAAUUUGAAAAGGCAAACCCAAAAUAUGCGCAUGAGAUGAGAAGAAAUUCUCGUGAUCAAGUGUUGGCGAUGUGUAAUACUAAGAACAACAAUUGAGAUAUUCUCAACAAGGCUGGUGCGAGCUCUUCAGCUUCUAAAAUUGUGUUUGGUUCUAUUGUUUCUACUAUUAAGCAGGUGGUUCAAGGUUCAACAAUAACAAAGGAUGCAAUCAGCAAGGACAAAGGAAAGGGAAAGGAGUUCACUCCAUUUGUUGUUGGUAGUUCAACAAUUUCAAGGGACAUACAAAUUGUUGAAGUCGAAGAUGAUGAUGCAGAUGGUAGUGUUACCAACAACUAAUUGGAUGAUAUCAACUUUUGGGAGGGCGCAUAAUUGUCACGAUCAAGUGAUGGCGUCUCUUAUCAAUUUUUGGGAGGCCGCAUAAUCAAUUUUUGGGAAGGCGUAUAUAUAAUUAUGUAAUUUCUAGUGGGAAGUUUAGAUUAAGGAACUUUGAAAAUCAUGGUUGUGGAUGCAUAGUUUUACCGCAUUUUGAUAAGGAUUUUGGGUAUGAUGGGGGUGGUAGUUCGAAUUAGGGUUGGCUUUUGUUAUGUUUUCCAAACUGUACCUCACUUUGCGAGGAUUUAGGUUUGUUUUGGGUUUCCAUCCCUAAUUAAUUAAUAUAUAUCGACGGAUUUUUAUUUUAAAAAAAAGUUAUUUCUCUUAUUAACAGUAACACCUCACAAGUCACGCCUCACACCUCAUUAACAAAUUUGACCAUACUUUUACAAAAUUUCCAGGUGUUUCCCUUCUUUAAUCUUCUUCCACUUUUUCAUUUUCCUUUUCAUUCAAACUUUAUAUUCCUCUGAUAAAUGGAGCCCCAAAGUUCUUCAAUUCAUCAUCCCAUCCCAGAAAAUCCUAACA